Molecule: messenger RNA, 660 nt
Organism: Paraglomus occultum
Lineage: Eukaryota; Fungi; Glomeromycota; Glomeromycetes; Paraglomerales; Paraglomeraceae
Source: the annotation of a GenBank genome assembly
AUGUUCUACAGAAUUCUGGGAUUCGAACAAUCUCCAUGGCUGGAACCUUAUAUAGCAAUGAAUACUCAACGACGUGCAAAAGCAAAGAAUGCGUUCGAAAAAGACUUCUGGAAAUUGAUGAAUAAUUCAGUAUUUGGGAAAACUAUGGAGGAUGUGAGAAAGCGAGUCAAUAUAGAAUUGAUUCAUCCAGCAUUUGUUAGUAGGAAAAUCUUCUAUGGGGCGAACUUAGUAGCUGUACACCGAAGGCAGACUAAUGUAAAACUAAAUAAGCCGGAAUAUGUAGGAGCAUGUAUUUUAGAUCUUUCUAAAUAUUUUAUGUAUGACUUUUGGUAUGAAAUUGAGACCGAAAAUAUUUAUCAAGACAUGAUAGAUGAUUGUGAUUUAUUCGAUUUUAGCGAUUACCCUGAAGACCAUUGGGAUCUCGACAAAUUCUGCUGGAUUAAUAAACUUGGUAUAAAGAAAUUUCAACCUGAACUUCAGAAAGAUGGAAGAUCACAGGCGUUUGAAUUCUAUAAAUUAGAACUUGAACAAAAAGAAAAAGAAAGAGAAUCGCGCGAAAGAUAUUCAGAUAAUGAAGAAUUUCAAGGAUAUAUUAAUAUUGAUCAAUAUUUGUGGGAUAAGUAUUAUAAAAAGUUAUUUGAAACCGCUAAAAACAAGUAG